This is a messenger RNA of Impatiens glandulifera, 3132 nucleotides long. Its product is annotated as probable transcriptional regulator SLK2. Gene Ontology annotation, cellular component: nucleus; transcription regulator complex. Gene Ontology annotation, biological process: negative regulation of transcription by RNA polymerase II; positive regulation of transcription by RNA polymerase II. The coding region runs from base 253 to 2772 and encodes 839 amino acids. The transcript is spliced from 10 exons. The record is from RefSeq and is a predicted model, not a curated record. NCBI's taxonomy places the organism in Eukaryota, Viridiplantae, Streptophyta, Magnoliopsida, Ericales, Balsaminaceae.
CAUACAUACUCAUCUCUUUCUCUCUCUAUAUCUCUUUCUUUCUUGUUCAUUGUUUCUCUGCCAAUUUAGUCGUGUUUCAUAGCUUUAAAUCAGUUGCAAGUGGAGGGUACCUUAGGGUAUUUUGUUGUUUGGAAUUUUGUAAGCUAUAUUUGCGGGAUUCUACUUCUUGAGGUGGAAUUGGGUCGUUGUUAUGGGAUUUGAGCCUGUUGUUUUUAUUAUAAGAAGGUAAAGGGCUGGUGCUGGAGAGUUGUAAUGGAAACUGGUCACCAGGUGUCGGUGCCUUCUAUGGCACCUUCGCUUGUGUCGGGAGGGUUGUCGCAUUCUUCUUAUAGUUCUGGAAUCUUUUUCCAAGGAGAUGGACAGCGACAAUCUGUGGGGAAUAAUUAUUUGAGUUCAUCUUUUGGAACUUCGUCAAAUUCAAUUCCGGGAGUUAUGCAUGCUAGUCUAGGUUCUGUGGAUGCGAGUGAUGUGUUAUUAAACAGCUUGGGAAACUCGGGUCCAAGUGUGGGUGCAAGUUCGUUGGUAACCGAUGCCAAUUCUGUACUUUCAGGAGGUCCACAUCUACAAAGAAGUACGAGCAUCAAUACAGACUCUUACAUGCGUCUACCGGCAUCACCCAUGUCGUUCACAUCCAAUAAUGUAAGUGUUUCUGGUUCAUCAAUUAUGGAUGGAACCUCUUUGGGUCAGCAGAGCUCCAAUCAAGAGCCAAGCACCCAACAAGGACAAUUAACUCAGGCUCAACAAGGUGCUUCAGCUGCUACUUCUUUGUCUGCAGCGAGGAUGGGUCAACUUUCACGAAUCCCUGGAUCUUUCAUCCAAGACCCAUCUAUGUCAUCAAUGCAAAAGAAACCUAGGUUGGAGAUAAAGCAAGAAGAUAUUCUGCAGCAACAGGUUCUGCAGCAACUGAUGCAGAGACAGGACUCCAUGCAGCUGCACAACCAAAACCCUCAGAUGCAAGCUAUUAUCCAGCAGCAUAGAUUACGACAGCAACAGCAACAAAUAAUACAGUCCAUGUCGCCCAUACAACGUGUACAAUUCUUGCAACAACAACAACAGCAACUUUCGUUGAGACAACAGCUUCAACAACCAGGCACACAACAUAUAUCUGGCGUGAAGCGAACCUUUGAGAGUGGCGCAUGUUCAAAUCGGCUAAUGCAGUACCUAUAUCAUCAGCAGCAACGACCAUCUGACAAUUCAAUUGCCUAUUGGAGGAAGUUUGUAGCAGAGUAUUAUUCACCACGCGCAAAGAAAAGGUGGUGCUUGUCACAAUAUGAUAAUGUUGGACAUCAUUCACUUGGUGUUUUUCCCCAGGCUACCAUGGAUGCAUGGCAAUGUGAAAUUUGUGGCUCCAAGUCCGGGAGAGGUUUUGAGGCAACAUUUGAAGUGCUACCAAGACUAAAUGAGAUCAAGUUUAACAGCGGUGUCUUAGAUGAACUCUUGUUCUUGGAUUUACCUCGUGAAGUCAGAUAUCCUAAUGGGAUAAUGAUGUUGCACUACGAAAAGGCUGUUCAAGAGAGUGUAUAUGAGCAGCUUCGUGUCAUUCGCAAGGGUCAGCUGCGUGUGAUAUUUAGUCCUGAUUUGAAGAUACUAUCUUGGGAAUUUUGUGCACAUCGCCACGAGGAGUUCUUUUCUAGAAAGUUAAUUGCUCCACAGGUAAGUCAGUUGCUACAAGUUGCCCAGAAAUGCCAGAACACAAUCAACGAAAGUGGGCCUGAUGGCAUCUCGAAGCAAGAUUUGCAGGCGAAUAGCAAUAUGGUUCUGGCUGGUGGCCGUCAGCUGGCAAGAACUUUGGAAUUGCAGUCGCUCAAUGAUCUGGGAUUUUCCAAAAGAUAUGUGAGAUGCUUACAGAUAGCUGAGGUGGUUAAUAGCAUGAAAGAUCUUAUGGAUUUCUGCCGAGAACAGAAAAUUGGUUCAAUUGAUGGUUUGAAAAGCUACCCUGGACAAUCUGCUGGUUCUGGGAAACUCCAAAUGGCAACAACAGAUGCAGAACAACAGUUGGCAGCUGCCCAGAAUUUGCCUUUAGAUGGCAGUAGUAGUUCUCUCAAUAAAUUAAGUAUAAAUAGCCAGAUGAUGACCAACAACAACAAUCGAGGAGUAGGAGGAACAACAACUUUGAAUGUGCCAGCCCAAGUUGUUGCUGCAUCAGCGGCUCCAACUAAUAAUAAUUAUCAAAACAUGAUGCUGAUGAGGCAAAAUUCCAUGAAUCACCACAACUCCAAUUCGUCACCCCAGCAGCACCAGCAGCAGCAACAGGAAACAUCAUCAUCGUCAUCUAUAAAUCAUCAUCAACAUCAUCAUAAUUCUACUAGUCAGAGAGCGUUGCAAGGAUCCAUCGGUGGUGGCAAUUUUGUAAAUAAUCAACGUCUCCAUGCAGGUAAUAAUAAUAAUAAUAAUAACAGACACGCCCAAUCUCCUCAAGACAACCAACAACAACAGCAACAACAAAUGAUUCAGCAAGUUCUUGUUGGUCAUCCUAAUAAUGCAUCAAAAGCUGGUAAUGGAAUGGGAGGAGCGGCAGCACCAAGCAGAAGUAACAGUUUCAGGGGUGGCAGCGGCGGUGGUGGUGGUGGUGGUGUUUCCAAUAGCGAUUCAUCUGCUGUAACUGCUGGGGAUAAUAAUAACAAGCAUGGAAGGAAAUCAUCGUCGGAUUUGACUAAUUAUCUACAUUUACCUGAUAACAUGUUUCAGGAUUUGGGUAAUGACUUUGGUGAGAAUGGGUUCUUUGGUGGUAGUGAACUUAACGACAAUAUGGGUUUUUCAUGGAAGUCCUAAUACCUACUACCCGGGAUUACUGAAAAUGUUGUUGGUUUUUGGAUGAAUGGAUGGUUGGGUUUUGUUGUUCGAGACAUCUUCUUUAUUAUCCUUGUACAGCAAUUUUCUGUAUCAUGUUUGUUUGUUUGUUUUCUCUGCGUGUGACAAUGGCUGCCAGUUUGUUUGUUAUUUCCAGGACCUGCAAUAUUUAGUUUUUUUGUUUUUUUUUUUAGAUUUUUUUUUUCAUCUUAUUUGGUGCUUUGGAUUUUCUCCUCCGGAGUUCCCUAAAUUGUAAUUUCAUAGCCUAACGUUUAUGAAGUAUGAACAAACUCUAGUUUCUAGAUUAUUUGCUGUUAUUGCAAUUUCAAUAUCCCUUACUCA